CUUCAUCAGGUUUACUUCGAUGCUCCCACCUGUAAGGGAGGGAAGCCCGAGCGUCUCUUCCUGGUCGGGGACUACUCCUCCUCCGCGGAGUUCUUUGUCACCAUCGCUGUCUUCUCCUUCCUGUACUCCAUGGCAGCCAUGUCUGUGUACUGUUUCAUCCUGGAGAAGUACCGUGAAAACAACAAAGGCGCUCAGAUCGACUUCGUGGUGUCGGCCGUGUUCGCCUUCAUGUGGCUGGUGUCUUCCUGUGCUUGGGCCAAAGGUUUGUCAGACGUGAAAACGGCCACUGAUCCAGAGAAGGUCAUCACGCUCAUCGCAGCCUGUGAGGAGCAGGAGAACCGCUGCCGCGAGGUGCACGACCCCAAGGUCUCCGGUCUCAACACUUCUGUGGUGAGUUCUACAUGGAAACAUGUCGUUUCAGCCAAAUCUGGUCAAGUGAAUAACUCUAAAAUAACACAAUGGCACGCUCGCUUGUAAUACAA
Molecule: messenger RNA, 482 nt
Organism: Cynoglossus semilaevis (tongue sole)
Lineage: Eukaryota; Metazoa; Chordata; Actinopteri; Pleuronectiformes; Cynoglossidae
Product: synaptophysin-like
Exons: 2
Cellular component (GO): synaptic vesicle; synaptic vesicle membrane; presynaptic active zone
Source: RefSeq, a predicted model, not a curated record